This is a messenger RNA of Aspergillus aculeatinus CBS 121060, 3141 nucleotides long. RefSeq names its product glycoside hydrolase family 35 protein. Gene Ontology annotation, cellular component: vacuole. The record is from RefSeq and is a predicted model, not a curated record. Gene Ontology annotation, biological process: carbohydrate metabolic process. Gene Ontology annotation, molecular function: beta-galactosidase activity. NCBI's taxonomy places the organism in Eukaryota, Fungi, Ascomycota, Eurotiomycetes, Eurotiales, Aspergillaceae. Bases 1 to 3141 code for a protein of 1046 amino acids. The transcript is spliced from 5 exons.
AUGCGCUUCAGUUAUACUUUCGCCAGCCUGCUCCUGACGGGGUUAGGUCUGAACCUUCCCUUUGCCACGGCAGCAGUGUCCACAUCAGUUAACACCACUGUUGCUAGGCAAAAUAUCGUUACCUGGGACGACAGGUCCCUUUUCGUGAACGGAGAACGCGUACUCCUCCUCUCCGGGGAAUUCCAUCCAUUUCGACUCCCCUCGCCGGGCCUGUGGCUGGAUGUCUUCCAGAAGAUUCGAGCCUUGGGCUACUCCGCCGUCUCCUUCUAUCUGGACUGGGCGCUCUUGGAAGGCGAGCCAGGCCACAUUCGGACCACUGGAGUUUUUGCGCUGGAUCAGUUCUUCGAAGCUGCACAGGAAGCGGGCAUCUACUUGAUUGCUCGUCCAGGUCCUUACAUCAAUGCCGAAGUGUCCGGGGGUGGCUUUCCUGGCUGGUUGCAACGGUUGAACGGCGAGUUCCGGCACACCGACGCAGCGUUUCUCGAUGCCAUCACGCCUUAUAUCCGAGCUAUGGGCAAGCUUAUCGCCCCGGCGCAGAUCACCAACGGUGGUCCGGUUAUUCUGGUGCAGCCGGAGAAUGAGUACACCCUCUGCGCGACGGAAACGGGGUACACGCAGAUGAACAACCUCAGCAUUACUAGUAUCGAUACUUCGUGUCUCGAGAAAGAGUAUAUGGCCUAUGUCGAGACCCAGUAUCGCCAGGCUGGUCUGCUCGUCCCUUUCAUCUUCAAUGAUGCGUAUCCCGUAGGCAACUUCGCUCCGGGCACGGGCGUUGGGGCUGUCGAUCUCUACAGCUUUGAUUCCUAUCCACUUGGAUGGGCUACUGCACCUUCCGACUCGUCCGACUGGUCUUCUUUGCUCAGUCCACUGCUCAUGUACAAUACCACCAUCCAUUUAGCGCAGAGUCCCACCACACCAUUUUCCAUCUCGGAAUUUCAAGGUGGAGUGCCCGAUGCCUGGGGAGGAGUGGGCGUCGAUGCGUCUGCUGCUUAUAUCGGACCCGAGUUCGAGCGGGUUUUCUACAAGCUCAAUUACGGCUACCGCAUCGCCAUUCAGAGUCUCUACAUGAUCUUUGGCGGCACCAACUGGGGCAAUCUGGGCCAUCCCGGAGGGUACACCUCAUAUGACGUUGGGGCAGCCAUCAAAGAGAACCGAGAGGUUACGAGAGAGAAGUAUAGCGAGUUGAAGCUGCAGGCGGGCUUUCUCCAAGCCUCCCCUGCCUACCUUGUCGCGCAGCCGGACAGUGGCAGCUUCGGGGUCUACACCAAUGUGUCAAACCUGGCGACUACGCGGUUGCGCACCAACAGCACAAGUUUCUACAUCAUUCGACACGGAGUACUCACCGCAGAUGACAAUGUGGCGUAUCAGCUGCGCAUUUCGACCUCGAUUGGCAACGUCAGCGUCCCGCAGCUAGGAGGAGCGCUGAGUCUGCGUGGACGGGACUCUAAGAUACACGUGGCAGACUACAAUGUAGGCGGAAUCAACCUGAUAUAUUCGACUGCUGAAGUCUUUUCCUGGAAGAAAUCUGGAAACAAGUCGGUCCUCAUUUUGUAUGGAGGUCAGGAGGAGACGCAUGAAUUCGCAGUCCCUCGCGCACUGGGCAGUCCAUCUGCUGUCGAGGGCAAUGAGGGAAUUCGCGUGGACACGACGGUCUCCUCAUGCGCCACUGUGGCUCAGUGGUCGGUGCAGCCAUCUCGUCGAGUGGUCCACUUCGGAGACCGACUCGAGGUCCAUCUUCUCUGGCGCAACGAGGCCUAUAACUACUGGGUCGUGGAUCUGCCCAUCGCGGGGGCUAUACAGCGAUAUGCUUCACCCUCGCGCAGCAACAGCUCGGUUAUUGUGAAGAUGGGUUACCUCCUCCGUAGUGCUGAGGUGGUGGGCAGCACUCUCAAACUGACUGGUGACCUCAAUGCGACCACUGAACUUGAGGUUAUCGCGGCACCGCCUGCUGCCACAGCCGUUAGCUUCAACGGAAAGCCCAUCAAGACCACCCGGUCGAACGGACGCUUGAUCAGCACGCUUCAGUACCAACGUCCUACCUUGAUGCUGCCUGACCUGUCUGCCCAGCGGUGGUAUGCGGUUGAUUCGCUGCCGGAGAUCCAGACGAGCUAUGAUGACAGGCAGUGGACGCGCUGUAAUCAUACCUCCAGCACCAACCCACGCAACCUGACUACGCCUUUCUCCCUGUAUGCGAGCGAUUAUGGGUACCACUCAGGGUCUCUGCUGUACCGCGGCAGCUUCGUAGCGACGGGAUCGGAGACAUCGCUGUACCUAUUGACUGAAGGAGGAUACGCCUACGGGCACUCUGUGUGGCUGAACAGCACGCAUUUGACCUCAUGGGCAGGCAGCUCUGCAGAAAUGUUUCACAACCAGACCAUCCCCCUGGAAGGGCUACAGUCGGGGAAGCCGUAUGUGGUCACGGUGCUGAUCGACCACAUGGGCCACGACGAGAACUACCCAGCCAACGUUGCCACCAUGAAGGAUCCACGUGGCCUGCUGGACUAUAAUCUCGAGAGCCGAGCCAAGACAGCGAUCACCUGGAAGAUCACCGGCAAUUUGGGGGGCGAACAAUACGUCGAUCACAGCCGUGGACCCCUGAAUGAGGGCGCUUACUUUGCCGAGCGCCAGGGCUACCAUCUCCCUGGAGCCCUAACAUCGUCGGCAAACACCAAUACCACUCGUCGUGACAGUCGUCUCAUCCUAUCCCCUGUCAGAGCUCCAACGGAAACUGCCAUCUCAAGCCCUGGACUGCGCUUCUGGGCCACCUCCUUCAACCUGAGGCUCCCCGCCGAAUACGACAUUCCUCUCAGUGUCGUCUUCACCAAGACCAGCAGCAGUAGCAGUAGCAAUGCCACUGAGGAUACCUCCACAGCGUCGUUCCGAAGUGUACUCUACAUCAAUGGCUGGCAAUUUGGUAAAUACGUGAACCACAUUGGACCGCAAACCCGCUUUCCCAUACCAGAGGGAAUCAUCAAUCAUAAUGGACCCAACUACCUGGCGCUUACCAUAUGGUCCAUGGAUACACGCCCCUUCCAGCUGGCGGGGCUGGAGCUACAGGCUGAUGCGGUGGUGCAGAGCGGGUACACGAAGCCAGCUGUGGUGCAGGGCGGGGUCUACACCCCACGCGUGAAUGCGUAUUGA